This is a messenger RNA of Colletotrichum truncatum, 855 nucleotides long. RefSeq lists its product as uncharacterized. NCBI's taxonomy places the organism in Eukaryota, Fungi, Ascomycota, Sordariomycetes, Glomerellales, Glomerellaceae. The record is from RefSeq and is a predicted model, not a curated record.
AUGAAGUACGCCUCUACCAUUCUCCUUGCUGCCUUCGCUGCCACCAACGUCUUCGGCCAUGGUGUCGUCGACGGUGUCCAGGGUGCCAACGGCGUCAACCUGCCCGGUCUUUCUUUGAUUGAUGGCACUCCUCGUGACUGCGCCUCCCCUCGCUGCGGCUCUGAGGCCGAUACUGCCAUCAUGCGCGACCGUGAGAUGGGCACCGCCAGAGCCUCCGCCCUUGGCCGCACACAGGGCGGCGGCCCUGUCGAUGCCGCUUCCAUGGUUCAGAUGUUCAUGGACGGCGCCGGUGGCAACACCACUGCUGUCAAGCAGGCCCGCGAGAUCCACGAAGCCAGCAUGGCGCGCCGCAGUCUUGUCUCUCGCCAGUCCGGCAAGGGCACCAAGACCCCCAAGGGCACCGCCGAGACCUCCGUCAAGGCCGCCACUGGUAUGGCUGCCUCCGCUGGCAUGCCCACCACCUCCGACGACGGCACCCUCAAGAUGACCUACCACCAGGUCAACCAGGACGGCGCUGGCCCUCUCACUGCUGAGGUCGACGGCACCUCUGGCGGUACUGACACUUCUGCCUUCAAGAAGGCCGAGGUCACCCAGAACGUCCCCGGCAUUGGUAUCGGUGGUCUCUCUGGUGCCUCCACCAUGGACUUCCCCGUCGCCAUCAAGAUGCCCGCUGGCAUGACCUGUGACGCCAACGUCGGCGGUGCCAGCAACGUCUGCGUUGCUCGCCUGCGCAACGCUGCCCUGGCUGGCCCCUUUGGCGGCUCGGUCGCCUUCACUCAGUCCGCCACUGCCCGCAAGCGCGCCGUCGAGUUCAACCUCCGCAAGCGCAACGCCGCUCGCUCUUUCCAGGCCUAA